AUGAACAACGACACGCGCCAAGCCUCCGGGCCUGGUAGCAAGUCAAAGCGGCGAUUGACUGACGUCGAGGAAAAUAGCAAGCAGAGUCCUGCUGCAGAUGAUUUCGCCUCUAACCCCAAACGCCAACGUGUCUCCCGGGCUUGCGACAGCUGUCGCUCCAAAAAGGACAAAUGCGAUGGCGUGCAGCCCGUGUGCUCGACUUGCGCCUCGCUCUCGCGGCCCUGCACCUACAAGGCCAAUCCUAAAAAACGAGGCCUUCCGACCGGCUAUAUUCGCACCCUCGAGUUACUAUGGGGACUGGUCUUCAAUAAGAUUCAAGGCAGUGAGGAGGUGGUGCGCGCCUUGUUGAAGGCGGCCAAUAUUCCCAGCCAUCUGGCGACGAUGGGCAAGGAGGCAGAGGGAUCCGAUACCUUAUUGUCGUCGUGGAAGAACAGCAUCGUCCUGAGAGAGAUCGAGCGACUGUUGACGUUUUUGGAACAACCUGAAGAGGACCAAGCAGGUCGUUUACCGGGCGAGAGUGAUUCCCCGCAAGAUGCUGAAGGAAGCAGCGUCUUGUCAGCGGAAGCGCUGGAGUGGAAUCUUCCAGACGUGUUAGGCGAAGGGCGAGAAGGGUCGUUGGCGGUGGUGUCUCCUAUCAAGACCCCGUCCGCGGUAUCGACAGCUAAGGCAUCCGGAGUACGGAUUACGCGGGACUCUGCGACUCAAACGGCUACAACCAACGAUUUAGGGGAGGAUGUAUCGAGCCUGUCGCUGGGUAGGUUGGCGCAGCGCCCGCCCGACCAGGCCUCGCUUCCCAUUCCUAUCCCCCAACUCCCCUCGAACGCCUGGCCCUUGUUAGACAUCUACUUCUCCUACACACAAUGCUGGUUUCCUAUCCUUGAAAAACACGAUAUUUUACGAACAGCGUUCCGUCAUAAUGAAGACGACGCUCAAAUCUCCGCCACCUCUCCAGGUUCUGGCGAUUACGCCGCGCUGUGGGCGGUCCUAACGCUGGCCUCCAUCCAGGAGGCCUCGAUUUCCACCACGCGUCAACUGAACGAUUUUGCUGGUGAUCGUCCUGAUCCAGCGCAGCUGUACGCCACGGCUAGACGCCUCAUACCCGAGGAAAACGGGAACCACGAGCUCGGUCACGUGCAGGCAUUGCUGAUUCUGUCACUGGUAAAGCUAGGCCAGCAGGACUGGUCAGCAGCAUGGCUACUAGUCGGACAGGCUGUUCGCAUUGCUCAGAGCCUUGGGUUGAAUCAAUCCACGGGGCAGUCGAAGAGCGCGGAGGAAGGUAAAAGUGCACCACGGUCUAAGCACGUUUUCCUGGGAUGUUUCAUCUUGGAGACAUUGGUUGCGAUGCAGACGGGGCAGGUGCCAUCGCUGCGCAAGGCAGAGCUCAUCAAGAUUGGUCCGAUUAACGAAGACGGGUUGGAGGAGUGGCACCCGUGGGAGGACCAGACGGGACUGCGCCCAGUCGAGCCGUCGCGCGCUUCAUUCCACCGCGGACCUCUCCACGCCUUGAGCACAUUUAACCGACUCACUUCGCUGAUGUGUAUUCUGAACGACUUGUGCUGUUUGAAACAGACGACAACCGGCCCCAUCGCACACUUGGAGGCGCUGGAGCGACAACUCCAACUCUGGGUGUCGGCACUCCCAAAGAGCUAUCGCGUUGAUCUGCAGACGACACCGAUCAAGGUGGCUUCCCCACACAUAUUUGGGCUGGAGAUGAUGUACGAGAGCGUCGCUACGAACCUGAGCCUGCAAUUUGCGUUGCAGCGGAGCGACCGCAACAUGUCCGAGAUGCCGCUGAAGAAGCGUGCCACGGAGAGCUCAAAACGGUUGCUCCAGUUACUUCAGACAUACAUGGAGAACUACAGUCUUUCUGCCACUUGUCCUACGUUUGGUCUGGUUCUCACAAGUGGUCUGUCACCGGCCGGAGAACGAGCGGCACCGCUGCCCUUUGAACUGGACCCCGGCCUCAAAAGUAAACUUCAAUCUUUUGCUGCACAUUUGGCGACCGUCUGGCAUAUCAAGGACAGGCCUGACACGACCUUACCGGAGAAGACUCCGGACCUGCCCGCAUCGAUAACACCUGCACCCGCCCGACCGAGAAGCCUAUCCAACCGGGAUACGGGUCCGCUUCACGCUUUCGCUCAGGCUCCGCUGGGCGCGGGCGAGCCGGCACGACGAGUGAGCAUGCUGGAGGACAACCGGACCAACAUAGCCACACCAGAUGCCUUCUUUUCGAACGGGUGGAUGCGAACACCCACGGUCGAUGACAAUGUGGCACUAUCUAUUCCCACUCCUGCCCCGUCACUGAAUAUCAACCAAAGCGGCGAGACCGCCCACCCUUCCUCUCAACUCAAAGAAUCUGUUCCUCCUAACCAUUUGUCUCACCAUCCUCGCUCCUCCAUCUCCUCUACGAAACCAAUCAACGGUACAGGCACACCACUGAUGCCGGACCUGACCUCGCCUUUCCACACCACUGCACCACAGUACCCACCUCCAUACGGUGAUACCAGUCUCAAUUUGGGAUCAUUUGUCGACAUUGACGGAUACGGGCCGCCGCGACGACCGCGGAUUGCACCGGACUUGGACGCGUUGUUUGACGAACUGGCGUCGCUGGAUGGGACUGAAAAGACGGACAAUCAGCCUGAGUUUAUGCAGAACCUCGGGUUUGUGCCCGAGGCGGGGGUGCCGGAGCUGUACUCGUACUCGAGCCAAGUGGAGCCGUUCCUUCUGGCGCAGACGCAACAGCAGGUACCAUGCGAGGUGGGCGGGGUCCGACGGGGGUCGCAAGCAGAGGGAAAGAGAUGA
Aspergillus luchuensis is the source of this 2802-nucleotide messenger RNA. Its product is annotated as putative C6 transcription factor QutA. NCBI's taxonomy places the organism in Eukaryota, Fungi, Ascomycota, Eurotiomycetes, Eurotiales, Aspergillaceae. Gene Ontology annotation, biological process: positive regulation of transcription by RNA polymerase II; DNA-templated transcription. The transcript has 2 exons. Gene Ontology annotation, molecular function: DNA binding; zinc ion binding; DNA-binding transcription factor activity, RNA polymerase II-specific. The coding region runs from base 1 to 2802 and encodes 933 amino acids. The record is from RefSeq and is a predicted model, not a curated record.